Molecule: messenger RNA, 7407 nt
Organism: Dryobates pubescens (Downy woodpecker)
Lineage: Eukaryota; Metazoa; Chordata; Aves; Piciformes; Picidae
Gene: CRACD
Product: capping protein inhibiting regulator of actin dynamics
Exons: 12
Coding region: 540-5264 (1574 amino acids)
Biological process (GO): negative regulation of barbed-end actin filament capping; maintenance of gastrointestinal epithelium
Source: RefSeq, a predicted model, not a curated record
GAGAGGCGCAGCGAGGCGUGCGGGGGGACGGUGCCGCUUGAUGGCUGCCGGGGAAGCCAGCGGCUGGGCUGGCUCUGCCGCGCUCCGCCGGCUCUUUGUUAGCGUUUUCCCAGAGAGUGCUGCCUUCCUCCGGCUUUGUUGGAAAGCAGGAGCUGUCAGGAGGAUGACUCUGUUUCACGCCAUGCCUCUCCAGAGCAGCAGCAUCGCUUUGUUUGAGCUCCCGUAAGCCAUUUAUCACGGCACUGCCGUCACGUUUUAAUGAGCUAUGAAAUCUGCUGCUUUUCACGCCUGGAAGGCGGUGGGACAGCGCUGCUGCUGCUUACCCAGCCCUUAAGAACCGGAGCAGAGAGCCUGGGAGAAGAAGAAUGUUAACUGCUGGUCCCUAGCACUGUCUCCUGAUCUGGGAUCGCUCUGCUGGAGCAAAACCCCCGCUGCAGGGAGGGGGCAGGACUGUGUGAAAGCAGAGUGCGCCACACUCCACCUAACCCAAAGAGAAGAUCAAGUCUGGAGUUUCUCUGACUUCAUCUGAAACUGUAGGCAUGAUCAAUUUGUUUAAGAAACCUUACAAGAAAAAAGCUGGCAAGUUCCAGCCUUUCAAGAAGCUCUUUGGCAGGAGGAAGAAAAGGGAGCCGGUGUCAGCCUGCGAGGAGAGCAAGCUGAAGCCCAGCCACUCCUUCGGCAACAUCUGCACCAGCAGCUCCUCCUCCUCCGAUGAGGAGCCCAGCGGUGGUCUGAGGUCCUCCCAUUAUUCUAUGGGCAGUCGAGCCUUCUCCCAUGACAGCAUUUUCAUACCUGAUGGGAGAGCAGAGAGUGACCAGGCCAUCCAAGCAAUGUCACAGGAGAACGUCCUAGGGAAAGUCAAAACUCUCCAGCAACAGUUGGCCAAGAAUAUAAAGUUUGGACAGCCUCCACAAAUGACAGUUUCUGUGAGGGCCAUGGAGGAGGAGGCAACUGCUAGCAUGGAAGAGGAUGUGUUGCUCAGUGCCCCCAUGGAGAUGGAGACUCAGCAGGACACAGUGAUCUCAGACAGUGGUAAUAAAUUCCCUGACCCUGCAGAGCUUGUGAGAACAUUGAACUUCCCUGGAGCAGGACGUGGAAUGGAAGAGAAGGUCCCUCCAAUCAAAUCCUCUCGACCCAAAAGGCAGUUCUCCUGCUCUGGCACAAUUGAAACUAUCAAUCUGGAUGCAGUCCCCCAGGCUGUUGCUCGUCUAGACAACAGUGCAGCUAAACACAAGCUGGCAGUGAAGCCAAAGAAGCAGAGGGUGUCAAGAAAGCACAAGAGAUUAACAAAGGGCUCCCAAAGUUUAACCAUCACAGAGUUUGAGCCAGAGGACCUAGAAGCAGAGCUGUAUGGAGACAGAUACCCAGGCUACAAUGGCCACAUCAUAGCAGACAAGCUAAUCCAGAACAGAAGUGAGCAGAAGCAGCUCCAGCUGGCAGAGGAGAGAGGAGCUGAGGAUCACUGGGGCAUCCUGGAGGCUGAGAGGAUACGGCAGAUCGUAGAAAUGGAGGAACAAAGGGACAUGGAAGAACAAAGGUGCCAAGAACUUGAGCAGAUGCACAGGCAGCAGGAGAGAAGGCGCUGCGGGGAAGAGAGGCAGUGUGUCCUUGAAGGAGAGGCAACUCUGAACAUAGGAGACCAAGCAUCCCAUAAGGAGGAGAGAAGGCUGCUGGAAGAUGAAGAGGGGCAAGAACUGGAGGAGCAAAGGUACCAGGAACUGGAGAAGCAGAGACAUGAGCUGGAGGAGCAGAAACACCAGGAAUGGGAGGAACGACAGAGACCAGAGCUAAAGAAACAGAAACACCAGGAACAGGAGGAGAAAAAGAGACCAGAGCUGGAGGAACAGAAACACCAGGAACAGGAGGAACAACAGAGAAGAGAGCUGCAGAAGCAGAAACACCAUGGCAAGGAGGAGCAAAAGAGACGAAAGCUGGAGAAACAGAAACACCAGGAACAGGAGGAACAACAGAGACAAGAGCUGGAGGAGCAGAAGCUCCAAGAACAGGAGGAGCACAAGAGGCAAGAGCUGGAGGAGCAGAAGCUCCAAGAACAGGAGGAGCACAAGAGGCAAGAGCUGGAGGAGCAGAAGCUCCAGGAACAGAAGGAGCACAAGAGGCAAGAGCUGGAGGAGCAGAAGCUCCAGGAACAGGAGCACAAAAGGCAAGAGCUGGAGGAGCAGAAGCUCCAGGAACAGGAGCACAAAAGGCAAGAGCUGGAGGAGCAGAAGCUCCAGGAACAGGAGCACAAAAGGCAAGAGCUGGAGGAGCAGAAGCUCCAGGAACAGGAGCAGAAGAGGCAAGAGCUGGAGGAGCAGAAGCUCCAGGAACAGAGACAUCAGGAGCUGGAGGAGCAGAGGCAUCAGGAAAGGGAAGAGCAGAGGUGCAAGGAGCUAAAGGAGAAACAGAGAGAAGAGCUAGAGGAGCAGGAGAGGCUAGAGCUGGAAGAACAAAGGCAACGUGAGGCUGAAAAGCAGUGUCAGGAGGAAGGAGAAGGAAAGUGGCACAAGGAACACAAAGAACUCAAGGAACAGAAUGAAGAAGGAAAACAGAGACAAGAGCUAGAAGAGAAAGAGCUUCAAGGAGCUGAAAUAAAACUGAGGCAUGAGAAAGAAGCUGAGGGCCUCAAACAACAGAAGAAAGAGGAGGAACAAAGGCAGCAUUGGAAGGAGAAGGAAGAGAAGACAGAGAAGGGACAACCCCAGCAAGGAGUGGACAGGAGAAAGAAACGGGAAGAGCAUAAAAAACACAAACUCACAAAGCAGAUGCACUUGGAAAGUGCAGAGAGUGUGCUGCAAGAGGAGCCAGUGCCACAGGAGCAACAAAACAAACGAGACGGGAACAAGCUGGAGGAGCAGAAGCUAAACACAGAAGGACAAAAUCCUCACCAAAACCAGCAGGAAAAGUCCUUAGAAGAGCCACAGGACAAGGAUCAGCUGUAUUCUGGAGGGGCUGACAGGCAUCCAGAAGAGGAGAAAGUCCAAGAAGCAGCAAAGUCCCAGAAGGUCAAAGCAGAAAGAGGAGAGAAAACAGCAGAAGAAGUCCUAGCCCAGAAGCUGAAGAAAGAAGAGGAGGCUCAGGAGCAAAAGCGAAUAGGAGAAGAACUUCGGUGGCAGGAGGUAGACGAGAGACAAACGGCAUCCAGACCCUUCACGUUCCAGGUGUCCUCUGGAGACAAAGAGAUCAUAUUUCAGAAGGUCAACCUGAGCCCGGUCAUGCCCGUCAAAGGCGCAGGCCUGCCUUCUGCGCCCGGCAAGGAGUGCAGGCUGCAGGCUGCCGGCCAGGGGCCCCCCCGGCUGCCGGCGGCGGGGUGCGUGCCCCACACGGCCAUCCUGGUGACCGGGGCACAGCUCUGCGGCACCGCCGUCAACCUGCACCAGAUCAAGGACUCGGCCUGCAAGUCCCUGCUGGGCUUGACGGAGGAGAGGAGGAACGUGGAGAUCCCUUCGCCGGAGAAGGGCCGGAGAAAGCCCCAGGACCCCAAGCCCGGCAGCAGCAGCAAGGUGAGGUACGGCCAGGAGGCGGCGGAGAGCCAGGCGGUGCUGGCCGAGUGGGCAUCCAUCCGCUCCAGGAUCCUGAAGAACGCAGAGAGCAGCAGGUACGGCGAGAGGGAGCGGGGCGGCGGCUGCAGGCACAGCGACGACUGGACCCCGCGGGGACGGGGAGCUCCCCACGGCAGCCUGAGGAAAACCCUCUCUGCCAACGCCAAGUUCUCCAUCACGCCGGCCUGGCAGAAGUUCUCGGAAGCUUCCAGAGCCAGCCCGGGCGCCGAGAGCGUCGGCGGGGCGAAGGGCAGCGCGGCAGGGGCUGGGGCAAGGGUCCCCGGCUCCUCCGCCGGCUCCAAGGAGGAGGUGGCCCCCGCUGGCAAGGAGAACUUAGCUGGGAAGGCUAAGGAGAAGGCGGAAGCCCACGGGGACACGGCAGACAGCACAGAAGGCUGUAAAUUUGCAAAAGAUCUUCCAUCUUUCCUUGUUCCAAGUUUUCCUCCUCCUUCUCCGGGUAAAGAAUUGUCUCAGGUAGAGCUCCCCAGCGCUGUGGAAAGUCAGCAGAGCAGCAGCACCAAAAAAGCAGACAAAGCAGCAGCAGCAGCAGCAGCAGCAAACGGAGAAGAAAACGUUUCUCCUUUCGGGAUCAAGUUACGCAGGACAAACUACUCCUUACGCUUCCACUACGAUCAGCAGGCAGAGCAAAGGAAGAAGAAAAGGUACAGUGCAGGAGACAGCUUCGAUGGUGUGCCUGACCCGCUGGUCACCACAGACGGGGAGAAAGAAGCCUCUGUUUUUGCUGCAGAAGAGAACACGUCCCCCGGCACGGGCAGAGGGAGCGUCCCCGCUCAUCCCAAAGACUCCUCGGUGGCAGCGGUGGAGGCUUCACAGCCACCGGCCACCCCCCCGGCCAGUGCCCAGAGCGCUGUGCCCCUCCACGAGAAACCAGCCAGCAAGUCACUGGCCACGCAGAAACCUGCCUUAGCCCCCAAGCCCAGCAGCCAGACCCCGCCGGCAUCUCCCCUCGCUAAGCUGAACAGGUCAAGCCCAGCUGACGUGCCGGGCCCGAGGCUGGUCAAGGCUGAAGCGGAGAGCGGCUGGAGGAAAGAAGACAGAGCCCACCCAGGGCACCCCACACCGGCCAACGAGGGCAAGAAUGAAGAGGAAGAAGUCCGAGAAAAGAAGUCAUUUUUCCCAUCUUUGAGUAUUCCCUGGAGGGAGAAAAAUGACAAAAAGCCUGAGCCGCCCAAGAAAGAGAAGCCUGUCCUGCAGAGCAGGCACUCCUUAGAUGGCUCCAAGUUGAUGGAGAAAGUGGAAGCCUCCCAACCGCUCUGGAUUACGCUGGCGCUGCAGAAGCAGAAGGGCUUUCGGGAGCAGCAGGCUACGAGGGAGGAGAGGAGACAAGCCAGGGAGGCAAAGCAAGCAGAGAGGCUGGCUAAGGAAAUUGCUGCUGCCAGCAAUCAGUCAGACAAUAAAAGCAGCAGCAGCAGCAGCAGCAAACCAAGCACGCUGCAGAAAUCUACAACCCAAGAAGGGGAGAAGAAAACAGAGACUGCUGUGACAAGGCUAGAAAGAAGGGAACAGCUGAAGAAGUCCAACACCCUCCCAACCUCUGUGACAGUGGAGAUUUCAGAUUCUGUUCCAUCAACCCCGCUGGCAAAGGAGGUGGCCAAGAGAUUCUCUACCCCUGAUGCUAACCCUGUGUCAACAGAACCAGCCUGGCUGGCCUUAGCCAAAAGGAAAGCAAAGGCCUGGAGUGACUGUCCACAGAUCAUCAAGUAAAGUGCAAAGUGACAUCCCUCUUGCUGCCCCUCAGCUGCUUCCUUUUAUUUAUUCAGCUUUUUCCACAUGGCAAAGAUGAAAUGCAUGUAUUGAAAAGACUGCAAACUGAUCCCCCUUCUGCUCUCGCUCACUGUAAAGCCUACCCAAGCCACAGGUUCCGUUGCUUUGACCAACAGCUGAUGAGGGCAUGGCAAAUAUUCCAGAGCCAGCCUCCCUCAACGAGCUGAGAGAAGGCUCAAGCUAGUGGAUGGCAACUUCAGCAUCAUCCCAAGGGCCAGGACUGCAGUUGGGAAGCUCCUCUGUGGGUAUUCAGUGCUGCACUUUUCAGCUCUCUGCACAGGAAUUCUUUUUCAGCACUCCAUUGUUGAAAAUGAAGGCAAGAUGCAUGUUGCCUUCUCUUCUUUUCCUUUAAGUGUUAAACUGUAGGAGCUGUCAGUCCUGCCUGCUCUCUGAAGGCUUUCCUGCCAAGGCAGAACUGGGGGGGAUACUGUUUCAGCUGCAACGCUCGGCAGAGGGCUGGUAGCAGCCAGAGGCUGAGGCCAUGCCUUUCAUCAGGGGGUUAAUGCACCAUGCCUGCAGUCCCUCACUCCCAGGAAGCAAGCAAUUUAUCCCACCUUCAAAAAAAAUAAACUAUUGAAGUAAAAAUCAGUGAAGUGUUCUGAAAGAAGCCAGGGAGCCAGUGGUGCAUCCCUCUGCAAGCAGCUGACUGGAACUGCAGUGGGCAAACUGCUCCUGUGCUCCUGCAGACUUUGUCUCGGUUCCCACAGCAGUAAGAUUUGCAGAACUGAACUGAGAACAGAAAACUAAGCCAGUCACUCUCAGAAGUUUUUAACUGCCCUCUUCCUGCUUUUACUCCGUGUGCAACUUGAGGAGUUCAGCCGAGUCCCUGUCCAGCCAGGGGACAGCUUCAGGAAGGAAGUUCCUCACCCCACCUCAGGUAGCUGUUGUGGCAAUCCACCCCUUCAUUGUUUCUUGUCACUAAACCAGAAGUGCUUACCCUCUCCCUCUUACAGAAGAGGAUAAAGUCCAUGCUGUAAUGAAGAAUGUUCCUGUCCUCAGCACCCCACAGGAAGAGCUGAGGCUCUGCUUUCAGAAGUCCCCCUGGUAAACCCCAGUUUGUUUUACAAGGGAGUCUCUAGGAGCUGGGAGUGGCUCCUUUUUAUAACCAUCAAUGUUCCUCUGGGCCUACAGCAUCAUGAAGGGAGACACUGGCAGGAGAAGCUUCACCACAGAACCACACCAGGUGUAGUCCAUGGGAGUACUGUAGCCAAACUGCUGGAUGCAGCCUGAGGAGCAGCACUUGAACUGAUGCAGGAAAAGCAAGAAACAUGCUGUGUGCCCCUGUUCCAAGGACCACAAAGGGCUUGGCAGCAGAAGGCAUGACUGAAGACACUCCCACCCAACAGCUCAGUCCCAUGGUGACAACAGCAAAAGCACAAUGGUCACAUCAGCUUCAGUAGAAGUGCAGCAGCAAGAGGGCUUCUCUUGGGUCGCUUUUAAGCCAUGGGGUUUGCUCAGUUUCCUCUUUCAAGCAGAAUCUCUCACUUUGAACCUUUGAUGUAAAUAGGACAGUUUUAUACAGAGAGGUGUUGAUGCUGUUUUCAAAUCCCUGAGGAAGACAAACAAAGCCUUGCAAGGCAAAUCUCUGCAAGCUCACUGGAAGAACUGGGCAGGACUCCUUUUGCUCCUGGUGCAGCCGAGUUAAAUGGACACUUUCCCAGUCUCUACACUUGCAGGGUGCAUUUGUAACCACAGGAACCAAACUGCCUCAACUCCACCUUCAGGAGUCCUCCUUGAGAGAAGGAGCCAGGCAGAAAGAGAAAGUGAAGUAAAUCAGGAUCAAGAGUUAAGGAUGCUGGUGUGCUGCAAGGUACAGCAGGAGGAGCUGCUGUUGUGCACCAGGCAAGGCUGCAGCUUCCCACUCCAAUCCCUUGCCAGCACACACAACAGAGCCUCCACUCAGGACUGUCUUCAGCUGAAGCUUCAAAGCAGAGGCUGUGUUCAAGCAUAAAGGUAUCCAGUGGGAGCUGUAUUGUAUCCAGUACUGGAUGGGGACAGUUCUGAAGUGGUCCUGUUCAGCAGUGAGAGCUGCUGUUCAGUUAACAGCAGUCUGCCCUCCAUACCAAGCAGGUGUUCCUUUGCU